Ceratitis capitata (Mediterranean fruit fly) is the source of this 2996-nucleotide messenger RNA. RefSeq names its product serine/threonine-protein kinase fused (gene fu). Gene Ontology annotation, biological process: protein phosphorylation. The record is from RefSeq and is a predicted model, not a curated record. The transcript has 9 exons. Bases 326 to 2776 code for a protein of 816 amino acids. Gene Ontology annotation, molecular function: protein kinase activity; ATP binding. Gene Ontology annotation, cellular component: cytoplasm. Lineage: Eukaryota; Metazoa; Arthropoda; Insecta; Diptera; Tephritidae.
GAAAAAGGUAGCAGAUGAUAUAACUACUUUUUACAAAUAGCCGGUACAGCUGUUCACGUAAGAAUAGCGCAACAAGUUACGUUUGUUUUGAUAGCUGUUUUCGUAGAAUUUGAUUGCAACUGCUGACAGAGGGGAAAUAAUUUUUUUGCGAAAACAAAAUAUUAAAAAAUCAUUGCAAGUGUGAAUGCCGACAAAACAAAUAAACAAAAAUAAAGGGUAAACAGCGAAACCAAGAAGCCGUACGUGAAAAUAUGUACUUAAUGCUUGUGAGCAAUAAAUAAAAAAUAUUUGACAUAAAGGACUCUUGUAAGUGCAUUUGGAGACGAUGAAUCGCUACACCGUAAGUGCACUAAUAGGCGAAGGUUCCUUUGGGCGAGUCUACAAAGCCAUACGUAAAGAUGAUGCACAAGUUGUAGCCAUAAAAGUUAUAUCUAAGCGCGGUCGCAGUAGUCGUGAAUUGAAAAACCUACGCCGUGAAUGUGAAAUUCAAGCGCAUCUCAAGCAUACAAAUGUCAUCGAAAUGUUGGAGUCAUUUGAAACCAAAAACGAUUUAAUUGUAGUCACUGAGUUUGCACUCAUCGAUCUCCAUCGCUAUCUGGCAAGAAAUGGUGCUUUGUCGGAAGAUAGAGCACAACGACUUAUAUGCCAUUUGGUCUCCGCACUUUACUACCUACAUUCCAAUCGGAUACUACAUCGUGAUUUGAAACCACAGAAUGUUUUGCUCAAUGAAGAUUUGCACGCUAAGUUGUGCGAUUUUGGUUUGGCUCGCAAUAUGACUAUGGGCACACAUGUGCUCACUUCCAUCAAAGGUACACCGUUAUAUAUGGCGCCUGAGCUGCUGAGUGAACAACCAUAUGAUCACCAGGCGGAUUUAUGGUCGCUAGGUUGUAUUUCCUAUGAGUGUAUGGCUGGUGCGCCGCCCUUCUGCACAACAUCCAUAUUGCAUUUGGUAAAAUUGAUAAAACAUGAAGAGGUGAAGUGGCCAAGCUUUUUGAGUAGCGAUUGUCGUUCGUUUCUGCAGGGUUUAUUGGAGAAAGAUCCAUCAUUACGCAUAUCGUGGACACAAAUAUUAUGUCACCCCUUCGUUGAAGGCAAACUUUUCAUUUCCGGCAUUAAAGCGAACAACUCGCCAUUCACAAAUCCGCAAAAGCAAAAGAAUACAAAAAGCUCACAGAAUCAACGUUCCACCUCUAAAGCGAACGAGCUCUCUAAGCAAAUCGCAGCAAUGAAACUCACAGAAACCUCUCAGUGCACCAACGAUAAUCUCACCUCUUCACGUGACAGUAUUAAUGCCAUACCGCCAAGCGAUAUUGAGAAUUUUGAAACCGAUAUUGAGGAAAACAUCAAUUCGGUUACCGUGCCAUUCGCAGAUCAAUCUUUCAGGGAUGAAAAAAAUUUAAAACAUCAUCAAGGCGAUAUAGUUAUACCACAUUUCAAUAUUGUAACAGAAGCAGCAGCUGCAGCGCCAGUGAUUAACUCUCAAACCUGCUUUGUCAGCGGCAAUACAAAUAUGAUACUCAAUCAUAUGAAUGAUAAUUUCGUUUACACAGGAAACUUAAAUUCAUCACCACCACAACAAAUAACCCAAAAGCAACAAAAGUCUCCCAAUGAGAAUACCAAGCUGAAAGACACAACGCCAACAGCUCCAACAAAUUUAAACACCAAGUCACUACGUAGCAAAGAUUUAGAAAAACGCAAGCUAAGUCAAAAUUUGGACAAUUUCUCUUUGCGCUUGGGACAGAGUAUAGAUGUCGAGACACAGCGGAAAACUAAUGAGCGUAGAGAAAGGGAUAAGGACAGAGAUAAAGAGAAGGAGCAAAAGGGUAGUAAGGGUAUGGCACACUCAGCAGAAGAGAAGCGUAGCACAGAAAAUUCACCACCCUGUCUGCUGCCUGGCUGGGAUUCCUGUGAUGAGUCGCAAAGUCCACCCAUUGAAAAUGAUGAGUGGCUUGCGUUUUUAAAUCGCACAAUGCAGGAAGUACUGGACGGUGAAUUGGACUCGCUGAAGCAACAUAAUUUGGUAAGCAUCAUAGUAGCGCCGUUACGUAAUUCCAAAGCCAUACCCAAAGUGAUUGCAAGUGUAGCGCAGCUGCUUUCACUGCCGUUUGUAGCCGAUGAGUCACCAUGCGUUGUUGAGCUCAUUCAAAACGUGUAUAUUGAUGUUAAACUUGUGCCGAAUCUCAUGUAUGCUUCCAAAUUGUUGAUUUGUCAUAAAGGCACCGGCGAUUCCAGCGCUUCGAUCACGCAGUCACAUGGCGGACGCGCUGUGCGUUCAAUAGACGAACUAGAUAGCGAAGAAAUACGCACAACUUUGUGUCUAUAUGAACUAAUAUGCCACCUAGUGCAUUUGAAACAACAGUUCCUCUCACAAUUCUGUGAUGCAGUGGCCAUACUGGCGGCUAAUGAAUUACUCAUUAAUCUCUUACAACAUGAUUUCAAAAAUGGCAGUGCUGUGCGCAUUUCCAAUUGCAUAUUGGGUCUCUUGACGUGCGUACUGCGUGAGCUGCCGGAAAAUGCAGAUUUAGUGGAGAAAGUCAUCUUCAGCAGUAAAUUGGAUUUAUUGGUUUUGUUCACCAAUGUAGAUGAUUUGGUGCGCAUGCGCAUUUGUAUGCUCUUCCGCUUGUUAGCGCGUUUUAGUCUACGCGGCUUACAAAGUAUCUGGUGUACGGAUAUUAAAAAAGCAAUUCAAACUUUAGCCGAUGAUGAGAAUACCGAAGUGCGGGCGAUUGCUGAAAACACUUUGGAAGAGUUGCGACAUUUUACUUUCUAUGCAUAAAUUACGUACAAUUAAUAUAAACGACUACAGAACUAUGAGAUUAAUAAGUUUAAUUUGAAAUUUUCUUUGCUAUAAUUUACGAUUUUAUAUUUUAAAUACUCAACAUUUUUUAUAUGUAUGUAUACAAAUGUAUAGAAUUACAUUUAAUUUUUUACAUUUUUUGUACCCUCAUCAUACGGACGAUUCCGACUAAAUAAACUGUUUUGAAAAUAUUCCAAAA